Pygocentrus nattereri (red-bellied piranha) is the source of this 2149-nucleotide messenger RNA. It is a transcript of the gene gsx1, whose product is annotated as GS homeobox 1. Gene Ontology annotation, biological process: regulation of DNA-templated transcription. Bases 185 to 1000 code for a protein of 271 amino acids. NCBI's taxonomy places the organism in Eukaryota, Metazoa, Chordata, Actinopteri, Characiformes, Serrasalmidae. Gene Ontology annotation, cellular component: nucleus. The record is from RefSeq and is a predicted model, not a curated record. The transcript is spliced from 2 exons. Gene Ontology annotation, molecular function: DNA-binding transcription factor activity, RNA polymerase II-specific; sequence-specific double-stranded DNA binding.
GGGUCUCCAACUAUUUAAACAGCCGCUGGGUUUUCGCUCCUGCAUCACUCCUGCACGCGCACAGCGACGAGACCGAGCACGCUCCUGGCAAAGUUUGCGCCUUUGUUGUUAUAUCAUCAUCAUCUUCAUUACUAUUCUUAUCGUCUUUCCUCGCGAGGUGAAUCCGGGGCUCGUGACCGACAGCAUGCCGAGGUCGUUUCUUGUGGACUCGCUGAUUCUGAGAGAGGCAGGCGGCGGAGGAGAGAAGGGUCGCGCGAACAGCCCCCCGCUCUUCCCCUCUUACUCCGUCCACCAUCCCUCCCAUCCGCUUCACGGCCUCUCGGCGGCGGCGGCGGGGUCAUGCCACGCGCGGAAGGCUCAGGGGGGCUUGCUGUGCUUCUGCCCGCUCUGCGUGACGGCGGCUCCGGCGCCUCAGCUGCACCCGUCGCCCCCCGCGGCUCUGCCUCUCCUGAAGGGGGCGCUCCCGGCCGCCCUGAGCUCGCAGUACUGCCACUCUGCCGCGCUCGCUCUGUCCCGCCAGCACGCGCCCUCGGCCGGCGUCAGCCUGGGACACGGACCGAGCUUGUACCAGACCUCCUACCCGCUGCCGGACCCGCGUCAGUUCCACUGCAUAUCCAUCGACAACAGCAGCAGCCAGUUGCAGAGCAGCAAGCGCAUGCGCACGGCGUUCACGAGCACGCAGCUUCUGGAGCUGGAGCGCGAGUUCACCUCCAACAUGUACCUGUCGAGGCUGCGGCGCAUCGAGAUCGCCACCUACCUGAACCUGUCCGAGAAGCAGGUGAAAAUCUGGUUCCAGAACCGCCGCGUCAAGCACAAGAAGGAGGGAAAGGGCGGGGGCGCGCACCGCGCCGGCGCCCAGCACCAGCACCAGCAGCAGCAGCGCGCCUGCACGUGCUCGUCGUCCCUGUCGUCCGCGCGCUGCUCCGAGGAAGAGGAGGACGCGCCGGGGUCACCUUCAUCUUCGGGGAAAGAGGACGCAGAUCUGUCCGUCAGUCCGUGAAACGCGUCUCGACGCACGCAGAGACUUUACAGAGCAGCUAAAACAAACAAACAAACAAACAGGCGGUGGCUACACACCUAAAAAAUAUGGUUCUACUAGGGUUCUUAAGCAAAGGUAAUAGUUUUACACAGAACCAUGAGUUCUGUAUAGAACCCCUGCGUGCGUAAAUGGUUUUAUACAUGUUGAAAUGGUUCUUCAGAUUGAAGGAGAAUGUGUUUGGUUCUAUAUUGCACCACAAAUAGGUUCUGCUUUUGUGACGACGUCACGCGUGUAUACAAAAGCAGAACUUUGUUUAGUACUUUAUUGCACCUUUUUCAUAUAUAACCACUGAGUUGUGUGUGGUUCUGUUUAGAACCAAAAAAGGUUCUGCUGUAGUUAGGACGUCUAGCUUGUAUAGAAAAACAGAACCCUUUUUGGUUCCGUACACAAGACAUUCUCCAUCAAUCUGAGGAAACAUAUCACCAUGCAAAGAACCACGCACGCAGACCUCAUGGUGCUAAAUAGAACCAUUGCUUUUACUAAAGAACCGCUGGGGAACUUUCUUUUUAAGUGUAUGCCAUGCAACUUAAGUCUGAAGUGUCUUGACUUUUGGCGUAAGUUAUCUGGUCUAUGGAACACACCUGCGCGCGCGCCGUCUCACCUGUAAAUAUAUGUAUAUAAAGAGAGAGAGAGAGAGAGAGAGAGAGAGAGAGAAUAGAGGUUUUAUAUUAAAAACUGUUGUAUAAUUGUAUACAUGUUGUACGAUGUUAGUUUUCUUUUUCUUUCUGAGAACAGAUUACGGUUCCGUCUCCAAACACCUUCCAACGUCACCAAAACGAGUUUGGUGAUAUUUGCAUAUGCAAAUAUUGCCAACAUUCCAAACAGAAAGAUAUAAACUACCCUAGGCUGACUGUUCUGUACGUGCAUCUCAGUCUGGAUGGGCGUUGAUGAUGCUGAUGAUGUUGAUGUUGAUAUCGUUGUUGUUGCUUUUGUUGCUGUUUGGGAAACGGAACGGCCUGAAAUGGAGCAGCUGUGUUCGUGACGAACGCGCGUUCUCCAGACAUCACUUCCACUACAGAAGCCUGUUAUUGUAUGCUCAAUGUACUGAGAAUAUUUAUUUAUUUAAAAAACAAACUUAUUACUGGAAAUAAAGACUAUUUCUUAGUGAAA